CGGUGUGGGCGGGGCCGGCGCAGUCGCCGGCGGAGCGCGGUCGGUAACGGUUCGCUGCCCGGGCCUUGGAGCGGGUCUCUGCGGCCCUGCUGAGGGUGGAACUCUGGGGGGCGGCCUUAGGGCUGCUCUCGUCGCGGUUCUAGCCCACCCGGUGCUUGUUUUCCUCUCAGAACCGCUGUGAGAAAUGUCUCAGCGGAAGCGCAGCAAAGGGCUCGGCAGCUCUCAGCUGACCGGCGGGGAGGAUGAUUUCAUCCCGACCCAGGUGGAGCGGCGCUCCCAGGACCAGGUGAACCAGAAGGUGAGUGAGCUGGUGCAGUUCCUGCUUGUGAAGGACCAGAAGAAGAUUCCUAUCAAGAGGGCAGACAUGCUGAAGAAUAUAAUCCGGGAAUACAGGGAUGCCUACUCGGAAAUCGUCAAGAGAGCCGACAGGACCCUGCAGGCGGUGUUCGGGCUGCAGCUGGUGGAGAUCGACACCAAACGCCACAUUUACAUCCUCAUCAAUAACCUGCCCCCUGUGCAGGUGAUGGGUGUGUGCCUCAGGGACAAGGAGAAGGAGAAGAUGGGGCUCCUCUUAGUCAUCCUCAGCUUCAUCUUCAUGAAGGGCAACUCAGUCAAAGACAGUGCUCUGUGGGAAUUCCUGCACCUGCUCCGUGUGUACCCAGGGAAGCAGCACAGCGUGUUCGGGGACGUCCGGAAGCUGGUGACAGAGGAGUUUGUGCGGCAGAAGUACCUGGAGACCACCGCCAUCCCCCUGACGGACCCCCCCGAAUUCAAGUACCAGUGGGGGCCACGGGCAGAAAAGGAAACCUCCAAGAAGGACGUGCUGAACUUCGUGGCCAAGGUGAGAGCAAGGACCCCCACAUUUUGGGCGAGCCAGUACAGUGAGGCCGAAGCAAACAAAGCCACCACCUGA
This is a messenger RNA of Vidua macroura (Pin-tailed whydah), 913 nucleotides long. RefSeq names its product non-structural maintenance of chromosomes element 3 homolog. The record is from RefSeq and is a predicted model, not a curated record. Gene Ontology annotation, cellular component: nucleus. NCBI's taxonomy places the organism in Eukaryota, Metazoa, Chordata, Aves, Passeriformes, Viduidae.